AUGGGCCGAAAUCACAAAGAGUACGCGCCUGUGUACUCUGAUGAGAGUCUAGCAUCGAGUCGUGAAGCUGUCGAGGCCGCAGUUGCAGCAGCAAACAUACGGCACACAUCAAAGCUUCAUAGAUUCGGGGUGUGGACUCUCCAUGCCGUCUUGAUCACCAUCUACACCGCAAUCUUUGCUGUUUCAUUAUUGCCCAACAGACCAUUUUCGGGAGUGUUUAGUUUGAUAGAUGCACCGCCAAAGGCUGUCGGCGAGAAGACUCAUCUCGAAGUCUUCCCUAUUCAAGGUCCGCCACAUGGCAAAUACACGGGUGAACCAAGACCAGAGAAGCGUCUCUACCAAACGCUGUCGCCCGACUACUACUUUCCCAACGCAACCAAGCAAGAAAUCGCUACAAAUCGAGAGCAUAACCAGCACUGUCUUGAGGUCCUCCGCAUGGGUGCAGCCUGUCGUGGUGACAUUUCCAUCAUCACCCACAUGUGGACUGACAUCGACGCGAAGCCCAUCGUGAACCAAACGGCGCCUCACCAAUGUAUUGACUUUGACAAGGUCAUGGACUAUUCUCGGGACAAUACAGUAGAUGUAUAUAAGGACAACUAUAUCGUCCACCCGAAGUUUGGACCUUCCUUUCCCAAGGGCAAUAGCAUUAAGCCCUUUAAGGAGCAGGGAAUGGGGCACCAUCAUUAA
Colletotrichum costaricense is the source of this 687-nucleotide messenger RNA. RefSeq lists its product as uncharacterized. The transcript is spliced from 5 exons. The coding region runs from base 1 to 687 and encodes 228 amino acids. Gene Ontology annotation, biological process: mycotoxin biosynthetic process. The record is from RefSeq and is a predicted model, not a curated record. NCBI's taxonomy places the organism in Eukaryota, Fungi, Ascomycota, Sordariomycetes, Glomerellales, Glomerellaceae.